Cladocopium goreaui is the source of this 2523-nucleotide messenger RNA. The record is from the annotation of a GenBank genome assembly. NCBI's taxonomy places the organism in Eukaryota, Dinophyceae, Suessiales, Symbiodiniaceae.
AUGAUGUUUCUGAACGCCUUGGUGCACUACGCCGGCUCCACCGCAGCUGCUGGGAAAGCCCUGGAGGACUUGCUGCGCCGGGCGGCCGAUACGGCCGAUGAUGCGUGCGCGCGCCUGGCAGCGUGGGCCACAGGCUUGGCGAAGCCCGAACGCGAACUUGUGGCAAUCCAAGUGCGUUUGCAACGAGAAGGCUUAGGUCCUGGUGAGGAUCCCUGGGAGGAUUUGCCCGUGUCCAACAUGCCCGGCUUCGAGCAUGAGCGCGAGCGGCGCCGGCGCCAGGAGUUCCUUUUUCUUGGUGGGAGCCGAUCAGGAAAGGGAGCGCGAAGACCAUCUCUACGCUUCCCGCGGGGAGUGUCGUUGUUGCCCCAGGUGUGGAAAAGUCAUCGAGAAGGCUGCAGUCAGAUGCAAUGUGGUGCGCAUGCGCACGGCACAAGACAACAUGGAGAGGGAUGCGGCCACGUCUUCGAUUGGAGUCAGGCUCCACGAUACCAAGCCAGCAUGGCCAUGGCGGAAGAAAAGAGGCAGCCUCCUGGAUUCUCAGCCAUCCUGGCAUGGGUCAUGCAGCAGCUGGAUCGGCAGGAGUUCCAGUCUCCAGCAGCCCUGGCCGCUGCAGAGGCGGCCCUGCAGGGCUUGAGUCCGGAGGACCGGCGCUACGCCUUCGGCAACGCCUGCGCCUGUGCGUUGGCCAAGAAGAACGACGCGCGGCCGGCCCUGGCGCAGGCUCUGACAGAUGCCAACAAUCAGAGACUGCGCGCGGCUCUGGGAUUGGAGGAUGAGCGCUUGGCGCGGGUGGCCGCCGUGCUGUGCGAUCCGGGGCAACUGGCGGCGUCCGAGUCGUUGGUGGCCGCAGUGUUUUUGGGGCGCGACAACUGGGAAGAAGUGGCUGGAAAUGGAGAGAACCGAUGUCGACUGAAGAAUGCCAUGCUCAACUUGUUGGUGGUGGUUCUGGGAGUUCCAGAUAAUAACCAUCUCACCAUGAUGCUCCUAGAGCCCACUGCCAUGCUCCACAGCUUCCCGGUGGGCUUCGUUUAUGGUGCCAUGCCGGGGCCGGAGGGCUAUCACUUCGACUGCGGCUGCGUCUUGGACGCACAGGGAAGGGCACGGCCGGCUAGUCGCAAUAGGCAGCCCUUGACCAAUCCGCAGCUGCAUCUGCUGAAUUUCUGUUCCUGGACGAUGCUGGCGUUGGGAUGUUGGAUCUUUCCGGAGCUCUGCAAUGAUAUCACGCAGGUGCUCACCGAAGGCUACAUCCGCGAAGUCGAUGGCGGUCGGCGCGACGGCGUGCCCUUCGCGGAUAGCGUGCGCAGCUUUGCCAUGAACUACGCGCUCCAGUGCUUCGAGUGCGUUUGCAGACACCAGGGCUUGACGGAGGAAGACCGAUCCUUGGUUUUCUCACGCCUCUUUCAGGACUUCCGCCAGCAGGCGGUGGCGGCUUCCCCAGCCUUCGCGCGCACCUUCGCCACGGCGGAAGCCCGGCAGCACUACGAGGACCUCUGGCGCGAGAUGAUCGAUGGCACCCUGCAGAGCUUGCCGGAGCUGAGGACUCAAGCGAUGCAAGACUCGGCGGCGCAAAGUCAACUGUUGAAGUUGCAGCAGUUCCGAUCCUCCCUGAGUUACAUGCAAAACUUCUUCCACGAUUAUGAGAUCCUCGGCUGCGGGGCAAAAAAUGUCAAAUGGAACACGAGGCGUUUGCAACUGCUCACCGUCCAGACCGUUCUGAGCAGUGAAGCUGUGGGGGCGAGCAGUUCCAAGCGCCUCCCCGGUGAGACACAACGGGCCAUGUGGGAAAAUCCGGAGGUGCACAGCGAGACCGGUUACAGGCAACAACAGGGAGACACGAAAUGCACCCUGGCACUGCCGGUGGAAGAUGACCUGAAGUUUGUGUCCGACCUGGUGAAUCGACGGGAAGAGCUGUCGCAUUUGCCGUUGCUGGAGCAUUUCAUUCGCAUUCGAAAUUGGAUCUUCGAUCGCUUGGAUGGUGCACUGCCGCAGCAGUACCUCGAGGAACCUCUGAAGAAUCUCUUGGAGCGAGCGAUGCAGAAAGACGAGGAGAUGAAUCAUCGUAGCAAGAAGAGUCAGUGUCAAGCCACCUUGCGCUCGCUGAAGCUCUUCAUUGAAGGUUGGAGGGCCUUCUACGACGCCAACGGCGGUGCCAUUCCCAUCGAGUGCCAAGCUGGCCGCGCGGCUAUGGGCUUGGCGGCGGAAGAGACCCGCCUGGUGCCAAUCGGCGAGGGCGAGGAGGAGCUGCCCUUGAGUUUCUUCUUGAGCUCUCAGCCGCAGAUGGUUGUGAAGUUCCUAUGCACCAGUUGGAAUGAGCUGGUGGACUCUGCUGCCUUGGCACUGGAUCAACUCGGUAAGAGCCAUGCCACGACUUGGGCCACGCAGAUGAAAAAGGCCGCGCCAGCGGCUCGGUUCGCAAUCGAUCCAGCUUGUUGCGGUUUCCAUGGGAAAAAUCCAUCGAAGGAAACUCAUGUGAUCCAAGGAUGGUUUCAUGGAGUUAUAAAAAAGGGGUACAACAUAGUAUAA